AUGCUCGACCUGGAGGCCUUCGCGGCUGAGGCCGAGGAGGCCAAGAAGCCUCCCUCGUACGGCGUCAACGCCGACCUCGGGCUUAAAAUCUACAACCUGCCCAUCAAAGGCCAACACGGCUUCAUGGUCAGCGCCUACGACUUCACUCACAACCGACUUGACGUGUGCCCGUUCUUCAUCCACGAGCGCGGGGUGAUUUUGCUGGUCUACAACCUGGAAACGGAGCUGGCCCAGCCCACGAUCGAGAAGUGGCUCAAGCUCAUUCGUCAGGUGACCUACAACCCCACCUCCCCGGGCGACUACCUCAAGCGCACGGCCAGACCUCCCACGCCCAACUCUCCGCGUGUGCUCGUCGUCGGGACAUUCCAAGACGCGAGGAAGUGCACCAGGGACCACCUGGUGGCCGUCCAGGAGCGCAUCCAAACGCUCUCCAAGCGCUUCCCCAACAUCAUCGGCUCUCACACCGUGUCCAACACCACGCGCAAGGGGAUCCCAGCGCUCCAGGAGGCCCUCGAGGUCGAAGUGGUGGCGUAUGGCCACAGCGUGAGCGACUGGUUCAAGCACAUGCCGGUGGGGGUCCUGGCCCUGCACGACAAGCUGCGCCAGAUCCGCAAGUUCGGCUAUCCGCCGGAGGGCGAGGGCGACGACGCAGCUCGCAAUAAGAACGACACCAUCGUGCGCAAGAAGAACAAGUCAGUGCCCGUCAUCUUCUUCAGCGACCUCGAAAAGUUUGCCCUGGGGUAUGGAAUGAACCACCAUCAGCUCCAGUCGUGUCUUCGCUUCUGGAACGACGUCGGCAUCAUCUCCUACAUCAACGACCCGCACCAGCGAGGCUGGUACCACCGCGGCGAGUCGACGUCGCUCAGCAGCUGGGUGUUCCUCGACCGCAAUUGGCUGGCUCACCUCUACCUCCGCCUGUGCCAAAACGCCCGAGAGUUCACACCCAAGAGGGGCAUGUUGGUGUGCCCGGAGCGAGGCAUGGCCCUGUGCUCGCACCUCCCCUCGGUGUGGCCCAAGGCCAUGUGCAAGGAGGAGCGACGCGAGAUUGCGCUCAUGUACCUAGAAAAGAUGGAGAUGGUGUUUUAUCUCCGACCGAAGCGAAUGAAGGUGCUGAUCCUCGAGGAGAACGAAGACGACGCCAAGAAGGGCAUCGCCACCUCUCAGAACGGCGAGGCGCAGCCCAGCGCAGAGAAUUCCUCGGACGGCCCGAGCGUCGACAUGGCGACAUCUGGAACAACGACCGCGACGACCACCACGAUCGAGGCCGCCGCUGCGACAUCGACGGAGCCGGGCGACGACGACCACCAAAGCGGAGAGUCCGCGGACGUGCGCACCGAAGCGGACGAGGUGGCCGUCGCUGAGGCGGUCGACGAUGGUAACGACCAGGACAAAACGGAGGAGACCAAGGAGGGCGACAAGCCACAGAAGAAGGAGAUGACGCCGAAGACCGCGCGCCGGACGGUGUUGACGAAGUCCGGCGAGCGCGGGCGAGCCGGCACGGCCUCCAUUCUUGACGACAUGAAGCGGAUGAGACGCCGAGAACAGCAGCAAAGCGGCAGCGGCGGCGGCAGCGAAAUCGCCCGGGUGUCGCCGAGGGCCGAUGGCUUGGCCAAGGACGACACGGACACUCCGUCGACGACAGCGCAGCAGCAGCUUAAGAAGGCGGUGAUGAUUCAAACCACGAAUGAAAAGAGCGAAGACGUCGGCGGAGGCAAAACGAACGAAGAGGAAAGCGAAGGCGGCGGCGGCGGCAAGGAGAAGAAAGAGAAGGACGGCAAUUUCAUUCGGCGGAAGAUGGCCCGCGCCUCGCUCCUGCUGCGGAGCAACGAGGUCUCCAAGGAGCUGGCCAGGAUGGAAAAGAGCGAAAAGGAGAAAGAGAAAAAGAACGAAGACGGCGAUGGGCGGCCGAAGGAGGAUGUGGAGGAGGAGGGCUACGGGCGCAGCAUGAACCUGAGCGAGGGCGGCCUCAUCAUGCUCACCUACAGCAGCAAGAUGGCCACGCGACGGCCGGACGGAGCUACGGGCGACGAUGUCGGCCUCGGCAGCGGCGAUGCCGGCGCGCCCAACGCGUUGGGCGAGCGAGGGAAUGCAAAGAAUGCCUCAGGGGAGGAGGCGCGCGUGCCCAGCAGCAGCCCGCUGGCCCGCAUGAACGCCUCGGGCAAGCAGAAGGCGCUGCUCAAGACGAAGCGUGAGCACUUCAAGACCGUGUACCGUAACAUGUCGUCGAUCGAGAAGGAGCUUAACAUCAAAGCGAGCGGCCUCUCGGAGGGCAUCGACAGCACGAUUCCAAACAUGCUGCAGGUGGGCGGCGCCGCCGACCCGCGACUCUUCGUCCCGCAGGCGCUCCCCGCCAAAAUCGACGACUUCGAUCGCAAGAGUUCCCCGGCAGAGAUUUUGGCCAACGCCGGGUGGAAUCCGCCGGCGGUGGACGACGAGGCCAAGCCGCGCAAGGUGGUCGUCGACGCGCCCACCACCGUGCAGCAGCGCAUCUUCUCCUUCGACUCGCCCACCGCCCUCCCCUCUAGUCUGUUGGCGCGUCUGGUGGUGCGGUUCCUGGAGGUGGGCUGCAAGCUGCCGCUGGUGUGGCGGCAGGGCAUGCUGGUGAUCAAGGACGACUGCCUGGCGCUGAUCGAGGGCAACUGCCCCGAGCAGGACCAGGUCACCAUCUCCGUCUACGGCAAGCAGCAGACGGCCAAGUUCAUCGCCCUGCUCGAGUUCAACUUCAACGACUCGGCCACGCACUGGUACGGCCUCGUGCCCACCGUCUACAUCCCCUGCGUCCACUGCCUCCGACGCGGCACACAACCACCGCACCUGUUUUCACUGCACGAGUGUGAGGAGGCGGUGGUGCACGGCCGGACGUGGCUCUCGUGCCCGCGCCAGGCACGGGAAUCCCAGGGCAUCAAAGUGUUUCUGAACCAGCUGGUGCCGGACCUGGCGUUGGCCGGCCUGGAGCGGUUUCAGAUCGAGUACGCCGAGAUCCAGAUCCUGGGCGAUAUCGCCCGGGGCUCUGUCUCUCUGGUCAAGAAAGGUCUGUACAAGGGGCAGGAGGUGGCGGUCAAGGAGUUCGUGCUGCCCGAUUCGCACGACCACUUUUCCCGCGCCGAAUACCUCAAAGUCCUCCAAGAGUUCCGAUCGGAGGUGAGUUUGCUGAGCGGCCUGGACCACGAGAACAUCGUGCGGCUCGUCGGGUUCUGCAAGACGCCGCUGUCGCUGGUGAUGGAGUACCUGCCCGAGGGGGACCUCCUCCAUUUCCUGCGCGAGCGGAAGAAGAACGAAGUCGACCUGUCGACCAAAAUGACCAUCGCCCUCGACAUCGCCAGGGGCAUGUAUUUUUUGCAUUCCACAUCGCCGCCGAUCAUCCACAGGGACCUCAAGUCGGCCAAUAUUUUGCUCAACAACAAUCGCGCCAAGGUCACCGACUUUGGGCUCUCCACGGUGUACUCGCUCACCACGCAGGGGCGCGACGUGGACAACCCGCUCUGGCUGGCGCCCGAAGUCAUGCGAGGCGAGGAGGCGUCGGAGAAGGCCGACUGCUACUCGUUCGGGGUGAUCCUGUGGGAGAUCGCGUCCCACGAGACCCCCUACGCCGAAUACAACUACUCCUUCGUCACCCACCUCGAAGACAGGAUAAUGAAGGAGCAGCUGCGACCGACAAUGCCGCAAGACACGCCGUGGCAGCUGGCCAAUCUUAUCCGGUCGUGCUGGAAGGACGCGCCGUCCGAGCGCCCCUCGUUCUUCCAGAUCGUGCGACGGCUCAAGCAGAUGCUGGGCGAGUUCGAGGAGGACGAGGCCGAGCGGCGGCGCCUCAAGGUCGAGUACGAGCGCGAGCUCAACCUCGGCGCCUCGUCAUCUUUCGCGUCGUCUUCGUCUUCAUCGUCUUCUUCGGGCGGCGGCGGUGGCGUGGGCAGCAGCAUCGGCGUGCUGGGCAAGUCGCUACUCAAGAUCGGGCGCGGGCUGGGCGACCACCGAGCGACUGCCGAUGACUACCACGGCGGCGGCGAGCUGCUCAGCCCACGCGGCGGUGGCGGUGGCGGCGGGCACUCACACGAGGGCGAGGAGUUGGUGCUGAAGGUUAACCCGCUGAUGCGCAUCCGGAAGAUGACGCUGGCCAACAUCACCACCGCCGCAGACGACACAUCGGCGGACACACAAAUGCCACCACAACAGCAGCAGCGGGCCAGUGGGCGCCCUGGUCACCGACGCAAGUUCUCGAUUGGGAGCGCACUCGGACAGAGUGAGAAGGAGAAGGACACCAUCACCCCUUCUGGCAAGCCCUUGUAA
Messenger RNA from Acanthamoeba castellanii str. Neff, 4284 nucleotides. Its product is annotated as protein kinase domain containing protein. The record is from RefSeq and is a predicted model, not a curated record. Gene Ontology annotation, molecular function: protein kinase activity; ATP binding. The transcript is spliced from 19 exons. Gene Ontology annotation, biological process: protein phosphorylation. Bases 1 to 4284 code for a protein of 1427 amino acids. NCBI's taxonomy places the organism in Eukaryota, Discosea, Longamoebia, Acanthamoebidae.